AUGGAGAAUGGUGGACAUGAGGGUUGUAGCAAAGAUAUGGGGGAGUUGAGCAAAUAUAAAACACCAUGUCUUGGCAUGGAAUUUCAUUCAGAGGAAGUUGCAUAUCAAUUCUAUAAUGAAUAUGGAAGGAUUAUGAGGUUUGGCAUUAGAAGAGAUUACCUUAACAAAAGUAGAAAAGAUGGUGUUAUGAUUAAUAGAAAGUUUGUUUGUUGUAAGAAGGGAGAAAAAGAAAAAGAAAAAGAUAAACAGUACAUGAUUGUAAAUCAUCCUAAACAUGAGACAAGAACAAAGUGCAAUGCAUUUAUGUAUGUAUCUUUAGAUCGAGACUUGUCAAAGUGGAUAGUGAAAAAGUUUGAUGACAACCACAACCAUCCUUUGCAUUUUCCUCAAUACACACAUUUGAUACCAUCUCAAAGAAAGUUAUGUCAGGCUCAGGCUUUGAAUGUUCAUAUAGCUGAUGACACUGGGAAAAAGCCUACCAGUUUUUUCACAGACCAAGAUCAGGCAAUUACUAAGGCAAUAUCUGAAGUCAUGCCUAAGGUUUUCCAUGGAUUAUGCACUUUUCACCUAAUGCAAAAUGCUUUGAAGCAUUUAGGGUACUUGUAUAAGAGUGGUUCAAAAUUUGGUAGUGAUUUCAAAGCUUGUAUUUUUGGAUGCGAGGAUGAACACAAGUUAAUUGAAGCUUGGGAUUCUUUGAUUGAUAAAUAUGACUUGUAUGAGAAUGUGUGGAUGAAGAAGACUUGGGAAAAAAGAGAGCAAUGGACGCACGUAUACAUGAAAUACUUGUUCACUACAGGAAUGCGAAGCACCCAACUUAGUGAAAGCCUGAACGCAACAUUAAAGAGGUAUUUGCAAGCUGAUCAUAAUAUUGUUCAAUUUUUUACCCACUUCAAUCAGAUUGUUGUAGAUAAAGUGUUGGAUAUGUCUCUUUCUUGUCAAGUAAAGCAAUGCCAUGAGUUAGAAGGUGAAGUUCGGUACAUGAUUAGGUUGUAUGGUGAUGAUAGAGAGUAUAUAGUGGAGGGUAAUAUGGAAGUCAAUGAGUUAGGAGGAGAAAAAAAUUGUCAAAAAAUUCGUUGCACUUGUCAAAAGUUUGAAAACAUUAGAAUUUUAUGUGGUCAUGCAAUUAAAGCACUUGAUAGAAUGAAUGUUAUGGAAAUUCCUGAGAGGUACAUAUUAGGUCGAUGGAGAUUAGAUGCCAAAAGUGGUGAAAUUAAGGGAGGAAAAGUUGAAGUGGAUGAGAAUGAUCCCAAGUUAGAGAUAUCAGCACGUUACAGGGAUCUUUGUCCUAGAAUGGUAAAGCUAGCAACUCAAGCAUUUGUUUAUAAGCCUGCUUAUCAAUUGGUUGAUGAAGGGAUUAAGGAACUGUGUACAAAAGUGAAUAAAAUGAUGGUAUCAUUUGAUGAUAUGGGUGAUUGUGGUAGUGGAAGCAACAUUGAUAUGGCUUCUAAUCCUAACUUUGCACGAGUUAAAGGCUUAAAAAAAAGGUGGACAGAAGGGUGGAGGUAG
This is a messenger RNA of Camellia sinensis, 1506 nucleotides long. The record is from RefSeq and is a predicted model, not a curated record. Lineage: Eukaryota; Viridiplantae; Streptophyta; Magnoliopsida; Ericales; Theaceae.